Bombus impatiens (common eastern bumble bee) is the source of this 990-nucleotide messenger RNA. RefSeq lists its product as uncharacterized. Bases 474 to 839 code for a protein of 121 amino acids. Lineage: Eukaryota; Metazoa; Arthropoda; Insecta; Hymenoptera; Apidae. The record is from RefSeq and is a predicted model, not a curated record. The transcript has 4 exons.
ACGUUAAAAAAUAUGAGUAGGAGGAUUUGGCCUCUGGCCAAAGUUUCUUCUUCCGCUCGCUAUUCAGCCAAGUUCAAAGUAACCCGCGAAUAGCCUUUCGUUAUCCUACAACCAACGAAGAUUGCGAAGAUUUUAGUUUGCAGUUUGGCAUUCGCCAAUCAUCGCUACGUUCGUGGAUCGCACUUCUUUCAUAUUCUUCGGUUCGAUAUCUUCGCGGCCGACGAUAUUUUUUUUUAUAUACGUACCAUUGAUUUGUAAAUUAGUGUGCUGGGUGUAACUUGAGGACCAGCGAUGUUGAUUUUAUGUAAAUUGCAUGUUGCACAGCAGAUUAUAUGAAUAGAGUGAUUGAGAAAUAUUCCGUUGAAAUCCUUGAAGAAACUGCAACUCGAAGCCACGUGAUGAUUGUGUUAUAAAACCACACAUCUAUUACUUUCUCGCCGUGAUUCACUUAUCCACAAAUACACAAUAUCAACAUGGAUAUGGAGGACGAUAUAAGCUCAAUCGCAGAACAAAAUACAAGAUCACCUAGACGUAAUAGACGUAAUAGAAUAUCUCAUAAAACAAGUAUUAGAAAAUUUCUCAGAAAUGUUUGGCGCAAAAUCGAAGCCGAGAUUGAUGGAAAAGAAUACAAGAAUACGGAUGACAAUGGGGACCACUAUUUCUUUACAAUACUUCUUUAUUUUAAAAAUUCUUCUUUAUCUGUAAGUGGUAAGAAAGAAAUUUUUUGCGUCGAAGAUGAGAAGACAAAUAUGCAAUAUAAUAUUCAUCUAAUAUUAUUAUAUUUGCCGUGUAAAAUGUAUCGCUGUCUAACGUAUAUAAUUCUCAUUUAUAAUAUCUAAUUACUAUAUUUAUACAAGUUUUAGAAAUAGAUGUAGUUGUUACCUAUAGUUGGGAAGUAAAACUUUGUAAAAUAAUUUAUUCUUAAUAUAUAUUCAGAAGUUUUUCGGGCGUAAUAAAUAAAAAUGUCACUGAAUGGAAUAAUAGACUCCU